AUGGUCCAUCAGUGCUUCCACUUUGACAUCCCUUUCCGUUUCGCUCAUACCUUCAGAGUAGACAACAAUUGCAUUGAUUUGCCAUUAAUUAUCACAUCAUCACCACUACUGAAGACCAUGCAGAACGACCAGGGUGAAACUGUCGACCUAUACAUCCCCAGGAAAUGUUCGGCGUCCAAUCGGAUAAUCCACGCCAAAGAUCACGCGUCCAUUCAAAUCAAUUUGGCAGAAGUGGAUGAGGCGACGGGUCGGGUCACCUCCAACCACACCGCGUACGCCAUCUGCGGUGCCCUCCGAAGAAUGGGCGAAUCCGAUGAUUGUAUCAAUCGAUUGGCCAAAAAGGACAACAUUUUGCCGAAUAUACAAACUGUGCAUUCAAUAGAGUAUUGUAUGCGAGAGUUGUCUGCCAUCAGAUGUCACCACAAACUGAAUGCAAACAAGGAUUGA
This is a messenger RNA of Medioppia subpectinata, 447 nucleotides long. The record is from the annotation of a GenBank genome assembly. Lineage: Eukaryota; Metazoa; Arthropoda; Arachnida; Sarcoptiformes; Oppiidae.